Messenger RNA from Triticum aestivum (bread wheat), 986 nucleotides. RefSeq names its product 17.9 kDa class I heat shock protein. The record is from RefSeq and is a predicted model, not a curated record. Lineage: Eukaryota; Viridiplantae; Streptophyta; Magnoliopsida; Poales; Poaceae. The transcript has a single exon. The coding region runs from base 182 to 655 and encodes 157 amino acids.
UCCUUCUCCACCGUAUCAUCCCCAGCUCUAUAAAUUCUUCCUGGUACCGAGCGACAGAAACCCAAGAAAGUCUGAACAAAUCACCGAUCAAAGAACGAUCCCUCCCAAAUCAAUUGCUCACCCUUCCGCUUCCAACAAAUCAGUCGAUUCCUUCCACCAGCAGCUUGAAUCCCCACCGACAAUGUUGCUGAUCCGCCGCAGCAACGUGUUCGACCCCUUCUCCCUCGACUUCUUCGACCCCUUCGACGGCUUCCCCUUCGGCUCCGGCAGCAACAGCAGCGGCAGCCUCAUCCCGCGCACCUCCUCCGACACGGCGGCCUUCGCGGGCGCGCGCAUCGACUGGAAGGAGACGCCCGAGGCGCACGUGUUCAAGGCGGACGUGCCGGGGCUGAAGAAGGAGGAGGUGAAGGUGGAGGUGGAGGACGGCAACAUCCUCCAGAUCAGCGGCGAGCGGAACAAGGAGCAGGAGGAGAAGACCGACACCUGGCACCGCGUGGAGCGCAGCAGCGGCAAGUUCCUCCGCAGGUUCCGGCUGCCGGAGAACGCCAAGGCGGAGCAGGUGAAGGCGUCCAUGGAGAACGGCGUGCUCACCGUCACCGUGCCCAAGGAGGAGGCCCAGAAGCCCGAGGUCAAGUCCAUCCAGAUCUCCGGCUAGGCGUCUGCGCGCUCGCUGCGCGAUGAGGUGGACUGCAGAGCAGAGGUGUGGAGUUUCGCCCCGGUCGUCGUGAUGAAAUAAAAUCAGAGUUUGGUUGUGCGCGGUGUGUUAGUACUCAGUGUUGUGAGAAUGGUCCAAUGUUGCAGCCAGUGUUUUGAGUCUCUCGCGUCUGUGUUUUGAGUCUAGUUUGUUCGUCAAUCUGUAAUUCAUCAGCAACUGAGUAAAUCCAUUACCAUCUCCGUCUCGGAUAAGAGACGGAUAUCUCUUAUCGGAGCCCUUGACUUAUACACCUUUUCUUUGUAAUAGCAAUAGCAUUUCAUAUUUUAUGUUA